AUGGAGGAGUCUGUCCCUGAUACUCCCAGCCUCCGCAAGGAUGUUGACGACGCAGAAACCGUCGCGACUGUCCUGAUUGCGCCCAGGACGCAACAAACACCCCUUUCCCAGCGCUUCACCCAGCCGACCCAAAUUAUUGACCGCACUCCGAUUGAACCCAAGUCAGUCGUCCAAGUUGCUGCUUCGUCGCCCGCAGGACCUGCUUCGUCUCCUCUUAGACCUCACGGCGGCGGCGUACUGGCAAAUUUGUUGGCCCCGAGUGGCACGCAAUUUCGUCCUCCCACAAACCCGCGCAUACAGAAACGAGCGCCGGUACUAAGCGACGACGAAGGUCCGAAUUACGCUGGUGGCUCGUCCGAUGAAGACGAGUUGGCCAUUGCGACUAAUAUUAAGCCACGCAUCCUGUCGAAACCUCCUUCAAAAAGUCCAGAAAAGAUAAUGGAGUCGCCAAUUGCGAAUAAAGAGAGCUCUGGAGCUUUCAAGGACCUUACAGCUCGAUUCGCGUACCAGCCUAAUAAUAAGAGAUCCAGUGAGCAUCUUCAGUCGCUCGAUCGCGACUCGUCGAAAAAGUUAAAACAAACGACGAUAUCACGCGCCAUCCCUGUGGAUGACGACGAGGGCUUUGGUGACAUCAAGACCAUUGAAGAUAUCGAGGAUUACCGUAUGCGGAAUUUUGUUACGCGCUUAUUAGUUUUGUUUCCUUCGCUCACAAUCCAAGAAGGCUUGAAAGCCUUCUCUCAGAACGGAGGCAAUCUGGAUCGCGCGUCUGAGCAGAUCGCAAGACAGGAAGAUCUCGACAAAGCCAGCUCACCAGAUGAGCUUGAGCUGGCUACGACUACACAACCUCGUGAACGGAUGAAUAUGGCGAAGCAGAACAUCAAGUCGAAGCAAAAGAUUCUUCAGAAGUACACGGCCAAUGUACAAAGAAAAGACGUCGCGGAGGAUGACUCGAAACCAAAGGGUAGGCGCUUGAUGCGCGGUCCUCGACCCGGUGCUACUUCUUCAGAAGCCUCGCCGGCUCCUGAAAUUGCAAAGCCUAAAGGUCGUCUCAUUCGGAGGAAAGACCUCAAACGAGAGCCUUCACCUGAGGAGGAGAGUAUGGCAUCCGAAUCCGAGUCUGAAGCCAGCCCCGUAGAGGACGAUAGUGAGAUUGAGAAGAAGGUUCUUAAGUUCAUAAAUACGUGCACCGUCCCAGCUCUCGCCGACCUUGCUGCUACGCCUGAAGCAAUCGCUACAAUCAUUAUCGAUGCGCGUCCCUUCCGCACGCUUAACGCCGUUCGAGCCGUAACAGAGGCUACCGAAGAGACUGCCGGUUCAAAGAAAUCCCGAAGACCAAAGAAGCCUAUUGGCGACAAGGUUGUUGACAAGGCGAUCGAAAUGAUGAAAGGUUACCAGGCGUGUGAUGCACUAGUGGCUCAUUGCGAAAGCCUAGGAAAGCCCUUGGCCGCAGAAAUGAAGCAAUGGGGUAUCGAUAUGUUUGGAAACAAGGGCAAUGGCGAGUUAGAUUUGGUCAGUUUGGAGCACGAUUCUGGGAUUGGCACGCCAACAACAGAUGAUGGUGACGACGUUGUGGCCCAUGGGGGGCGAAAGUCUCGUUUCGUAUCCCAACCAUCAAUUAUUUCGUCAGAUUGGACUUUGAAGAACUAUCAGAUUGUGGGAAUCAAUUGGUUGUCCUUGCUAUUCCACAAGAAGCUUAGCUGUAUUCUUGCGGACGACAUGGGCUUAGGAAAGACAUUCCAAGUCAUUGCAUUUCUCGCUCACUUGUUUGAGCAAGGUAUCACUGGCCCUCACCUUAUCGUCGUGCCAGCUUCCACAAUCGAGAAUUGGCUGCGCGAGUUUAACAAAUUCUGUCCUUCGCUGAAUGUUAUGCCAUACUAUGCCAAACAACAAGAACGUGCUGAGAUUCGACUCGCCAUUGAAGACGAUAUUGAGAAUGUGAAUGUCAUCAUCACUACCUAUACCGUAGCAAAGGCGAAAGAUGAUUCACGAUUCUUGAGAAAUCUUGGGUUCUGUGUUUGCGUAUUUGAUGAAGGACAUGUUUUGAAAAACAGUGAAUCGAAGAUCUACGAUCAGCUAGUCAGGAUCCCUGCAGAGUUUCGGUUAUUGCUUACUGGAACUCCAUUGCAAAAUAAUCUUCAGGAGCUCGUCUCGUUACUUGGAUUCAUGUUACCCGAUGUGUUCAACAAGCACAAGGAGGAUUUGCAGACAAUCUUCACGCAAAAGGCCAAGGCCACAGAUACUGCGGAACAUGCUGCACUCUUAUCGGCCCAGCGAAUUGCACGUGCCAGGUCCAUGAUUUCACCAUUCGUGCUUCGACGGAAGAAACACCAAGUCAUUGAUCUUCCAGCAAAGAUCUCGCGGGUCGAGUAUUGCGAAAUGAAUGAAACACAAAAGGAAAUCUAUCAAGAAGAAAAUGAAGAAGUACGCAAGCUUCUUCUUGACCGUGCUGCGGGCAUUAAGACAGGGAACAAAUCAGCACAUAUUUUGAUGAAACUACGGUUUUCAGCGAUCCAUCCGCUCUUGAAACGCCGACUUUACAAUGAAAAGAUCCUUGCCAAGAUGUCCAAAGCUUGCUUGAAAGAGGAACAGUGGUCUCUUUCCGAUCCAAAUAUCAUCUUCGAGGAGCUUCAACCUUACAACGAUUUCGAAUGUCAUUCAAUGUGUGUCAAACACCCCAAAUCACUUGGUCAGUUCGCAUUGAAAAACCAAGAAUGGAUGAACUCUGGAAAGGUCGAUAAGCUUUGUGAACUUCUGAAGAAGUUCAAAGAGAACGGUGACCGAACCCUCAUCUUCUCGCAAUUCACUCUUGUCAUGGACAUUUUGGAGUACGUCCUUGAAACAAUCAAUAUGCGCUUCUUUCGUCUUGACGGCCGCACCAAUGUCGAAGAUCGUCAAUCAAUUUUGGACGCAUUCUACGAACAGACGGAAAUCCCUGUCUUUAUGUUGUCCACCAAAGCCGGAGGUGCAGGCAUCAACCUAGCAUGCGCCAACAAGGUCAUCAUUUUCGAUUCCAGCUUCAAUCCGCAGGAAGAUGUGCAGGCCGAGAAUCGCGCACACCGCGUGGGCCAGACUAGGGAGGUCGAGGUGAUUCGACUUGUGACCAAGGGUACUAUUGAGGAACAAAUUUAUGCAUUGGGACAGACGAAAUUGACACUUGAUCAGCGGGUUGUUGGCGAUGAUCUCUCGGAUUCCAAGCGUAGUGAGGAGGUUGGCAUGAAGGUAGUAGAGGACAUGAUGGCAGCCGAUCUGAAGUAG
Molecule: messenger RNA, 3255 nt
Organism: Talaromyces marneffei
Lineage: Eukaryota; Fungi; Ascomycota; Eurotiomycetes; Eurotiales; Trichocomaceae
Exons: 1
Coding region: 1-3255 (1084 amino acids)
Cellular component (GO): nucleus
Molecular function (GO): DNA binding; chromatin binding; ATP-dependent chromatin remodeler activity
Source: RefSeq, a predicted model, not a curated record